AUGAGGACAGGGGCCUUGAGGUUGGGAGGUUCCCGAAGAGGUGAAAGGGGAAACGUGGGGAAACAGGCACUUUCCUGGGUGGCGCCUCCCAAGCCCCAAGCCGAGCCUCUUGCAGGAGUCCAGGGACUGCGGGCUCAGGUGGUGCCGCCCAAGCUGACCACCUGGGGGCGGCGGAACCUCCACCCCUCAGGGCGGACUCGGGGAGCGCGAGGAGCUUUCCCCGGGCCCCGCCCCGGUCACCCGGGGGCGCGGCCUCUGGCGGGGCGGGAGGGAGGAGGCCCCUCGCGGCCUCGGAAGCCGGGGAGCGAACCGGGGCCGCCUCCUCCGCGUUCCGGCCCCGCGUCCCGGCUCCCGCGGGCAGCCCCGCGCGCGGAUCCCCGGCGGCGGCCGCAGAGCCUGCAGGAGUCGGCGCUGCCCCGGCGGGCAGCCCGUGAUGUCGCGGCAGGCCCGGCCCCGCCCCCGCCGCGCCCGGCCCCGCCCCCGCCGCGCUCCGGUCCCGCCCCCGCCGCGCCCCGGCCCCGCCCCGCCCCCGCAGCGCCCCCGCCUGCGCCGCGCUCCGGUCCCGCCCGCGCCGCGCCCGGCCCCGCCCCCGCCGCGCUCCGGUCCCGCCCCCGCCGCGCCCCGGCCCCGCCCCGCCCCCGCAGCGCCCCCGCCUGCGCCGCGCUCCGGUCCCGCCCCCGCCGCGCCCGGUCCCGCCCCCGCCGCGCCCCGGCCCCGCCCCGCCCCCGCAGCGCCCCCGCCUGCGCCGCGCUCCGGUCCCGCCCGCGCCGCGCCCCGGCCCCGCCCCCGCCGCGCCCCCGGCCGGGGCCACCCCCGCGGCGCGCAUGGGGCAUGGAGGCGGCGGCCGGCGCGGGCCGCGGGGCGUCCCCUGGGCCCCCGAGAGCCGCCGCCGUCCCGUGCUUCGGCAUAUCGGUGGACCAGGACGACAUCCUCCCGGGCGCCCUGCGCCUCAUCCGGGAGCUGCGGCCGCGCUGGAAGCCCGAACGAGUCCUGACCAAGCGCUUCACUGACGGCAUCACCAACAAGCUGGUGGCGUGCUACGUGGAGGAGGACAUGCGGGACUGUGUGCUGGUCCGAGUCUACGGGGAGCGGACGGAGCUGCUGGUGGACCGUGAGAGUGAGGUCCGGAACUUCCAGCUGCUACGGGCUCACGGCUGUGCCCCGAAACUCUACUGCACCUUCCAGAACGGUCUGUGCUAUGAAUACAUGAGGGGCGUGGCCCUGGGGCCAGAGCACAUCCGUGAGCCCCGGCUCUUCAGGCUGAUCGCCUUAGAAAUGGCCAAGAUUCACACCAUCCACGCCAACGGCAGCCUGCCUAAGCCCACCCUCUGGCACAAGAUGCACAAUUACUUCACCCUCGUGAAGAACGAGAUUAACCCCAGCCUGUCGGCGGACGUCCCUGAGGUCGGCGUGUUGGAGCGGGAGCUGGCCUGGCUGAAGGAGCACCUGCCUCCGCUAGACUCCCCGGUGGUGUUUUGUCACAACGACCUGCUCUGCAAAAACAUCAUCUACGACAGCAGCAAAGGUCAUGUGCGGUUCAUCGACUAUGAAUAUGCUGGCUACAACUACCAAGCUUUUGACAUUGGCAACCAUUUCAAUGAGUUUGCAGGUGUGAACGAGGUCGAUUACUCGCGGUACCCGGCGCGGGAGACCCAGCUGCAGUGGCUGCGCUACUACCUGCAGGCCCAGAAGGGGACGGCUGUGACCCCCAGAGAGGUGGAGAGGCUCUACGUGCAAGUCAACAAGUUUGCUCUGGCGUCUCACUUCCUCUGGGCACUCUGGGCCCUCAUCCAGAACCAGUUCUCCACCAUCGACUUUGAUUUCCUCAGGUAUGCGGUGAUCCGAUUCAACCAGUAUUUCAAGGUGAAGCCUCAGGUGUCGGCCCUGGAGAUGCCAAAGUGACCACCCUUCCCAGCCCUCCUCUGUCUGCCUGGCCAGACCUGCUUGUUCUCCAGGGCCCGGCUCUGCUCUGGGGUCUGCACCUUGGACAAGGUGGGCAAGGGGCCAGGGGGCUGUCCCUGAAGAGCGCUCUGCCCCUGUUCCCAGCCCUGAGAGAUGCUUCUGGUGACCGUUUUUGUUUGGAGGGGCUGAUAGGACCCAGCUCUGGGGGUCCUCUCCACCUUGCCAGACUUGGUGAUGGGGAGUGCCUGAAGCCAGGUGGGACUGGGACUGCAGCCGCCCUGGGAAGCCCAGCCUUCCCAUCCUGGCCAUCCUGAGUCUGGGCUCAUACCUCAACCACCCUGGGGGGCCCAGCCUUCCCAUCCCGGCCAUCCCGAGUCUGGGCUCAGACCUCAACCACCCUAGGAGGCCCACCCUUCCCAUCCCGGCCAUCCUGAGUCUGGGCUGGGACUCAACCACCCUGGCAAGCCCAGCAUUCCCACCCCUGCCAUCCUGAGUCUGGGCUGGGACUCAACCACCCUGGGAGGCCCAGCCUUCCCACCCCAGCCAUCUUGAGUCUGGGCUGGGACUCAACCACCCUGGGAGGCCCAGCCUUCCCAUCCCGGCCAUCCUGAGUCUGGGCUCAGACCUCAACCACCCUGGCAAGUUCAGCCUUCCCAUCUGGGCCAUCCUGGAGCCUGGGCUGCCUUCGUGUCUUUGACCUUCCUGACCUGGGAGAGGGGGAGGGUGGGGGGCCUCCUUUCUACCUCCAGGGCCCUGAGCCUCCAGCCUGUCUACCCCUGCGUGCCCCAGGUGGGAGGUGCUGGGUCCAGACGAGUAUCCUGCCAACUCUGACCGAUGGAUGUAUAGAUGCUGGGAGAGGUGUCUAGAGUCAGGUUUGAUGGCUCCCCCAGCCGCCGCCUCCUGAGAUCCCUCCCUUUCUCCAAAGCAGAUCCAGCCAGAUAAGCCCUUCCCAUCCCUCAGUGCCCCUUCUGCCCCGGGCCUGUGCUCAGUCCCUCUGCAGCCUGCCAGGAGGGAAGGGAGGGCAUGGGCCCGAAGGCUGGCUCGGCUUCAGGCUGCCUGGCUGGAGGGGCUGCAGCCCAGAGCAGGCGGCUGCACGGUGGCCGGCAUCCUCUCCCCUCCCUCCUUGCCCUCCCGGCCCUCACUUCCCAGGAAGAGUCUUCUGUCCUGAAGUUGACCCAUGGUCUUCCCCCGAGGAGUGACUAGUGGGAGUCGAAGGGCAGGGGCCACGGACGGCCAGGGCUUGCCCAGCGUGCAGGGGCCUGGGUGGGAUUGGCGGUGAUGGUGCUUCCCCGACUCUCAAUGGCCUCCACCUCCUUCCUGCCCACACCGCCUUUUGGGUCCUCCUGGCUCUGGACUAUAAAAUGACUCAUUUGUAAAUGAUCAUCAUUUUCUGCAUUAAAAUGGUCAUGUAUGGACCACCCCUGAGA
Dama dama (fallow deer) is the source of this 3329-nucleotide messenger RNA. It is a transcript of the gene ETNK2, whose product is annotated as ethanolamine kinase 2. The coding region runs from base 1 to 1902 and encodes 633 amino acids. Gene Ontology annotation, molecular function: ethanolamine kinase activity. The transcript has 10 exons. Gene Ontology annotation, biological process: phosphatidylethanolamine biosynthetic process. Lineage: Eukaryota; Metazoa; Chordata; Mammalia; Artiodactyla; Cervidae. The record is from RefSeq and is a predicted model, not a curated record. Gene Ontology annotation, cellular component: cytoplasm.